Patiria miniata (bat star) is the source of this 1721-nucleotide messenger RNA. Its product is annotated as sulfotransferase 1C2-like. Gene Ontology annotation, molecular function: sulfotransferase activity. Gene Ontology annotation, biological process: sulfation. The transcript is spliced from 7 exons. The record is from RefSeq and is a predicted model, not a curated record. NCBI's taxonomy places the organism in Eukaryota, Metazoa, Echinodermata, Asteroidea, Valvatida, Asterinidae. The coding region runs from base 150 to 1088 and encodes 312 amino acids. Gene Ontology annotation, cellular component: cytoplasm.
CCUAUUACGUAGAACAGCCCACAUCGAUUAUCGACUGUCCACCCUCAAACCAUGUUAUAUUUGUAUAUUGCCUACCAACCUAAACAUCAAAUAUACUGUAUUGUUUUAUAUGUAUCCGCGUAGGAUUGAUUUUGGCCCACUGGAUCGUCAUGGAAAAGUAUGUAACCCUCGAGGAAUUUAGGGAAGUUUUGAGCCGACGGUUUUCGGACGAGUUUCCUCAAGUUCUAAGCGAGUACGAAGGAGUGCCUCUAUUCCCAGAAGUAGACGAGGUGGUUCGUGAACUCAAGACGUUUGACGUCAGAGAAGAUGACUGUUGGGUCGUUACAUAUCCCAAAGCAGGUACAACUUGGGUGCAAGAGAUUGUGUCCUGCGUGAUGCAUGACGGGAACCUGCAAGCAGUUAAUGAGAGGCAUACCGUAUUCCGUGUGCCGUACAUUGAUCAGACGAUUCCUGCGCGAGCACGACAAUGGAAAAAUAUGCCGCCCAUUCCGAAGAUCGUGGCUGAGAUGCCGUCACCCCGGGUCAUUAAGUCGCAUCUACCAGGUCAACUCCUGCCCCCGCAGCUGUGGCAGAAACAUUCCAAGCUUGUCUACGUUAUCCGCGACCCAAAGGACGUGAUUGUGUCCUUCUUCCACUUCGAGAAGAUGUUUGAUCCGGAGAAAGCUGAGAAAUCUUUUGCGGAUCUCUACGAAAGGGCGAUGACCGGGAAAGUUAUGUACGGGGCAUGGUGGGAUCACUAUUUGUACUUUUGGAAGAGAAGACACGAACCGAAUGUUCUCCUGUUGAGAUUCGAAGAUUUGAAGAAAGAUCUGCGAGGUAAUAUCGAGAGGGUCAGUCUGUUUCUCGGCAAGAACCUGUCAGCCGCGAUACUGGAUGCGAUUACGGAGCACUGCACGUUCAGCAACAUGCAGAAGAACCCCAUGACAAACAUGGACACACUGUACCCGCACAGCAUAAAAACAGGAGGUACCUUUAUGCGAAAAGGCAACGUCGGGGGUUGGAAAGAUUGGUUCACUGUGGCACAGAACGAAGCCAUGGACGCCCUCAUUAAGGACAAGCUGCACGGCACCGGACUCACCUUCGACUAGUCAAGCAAGCUGCGCUCAUUCCCAGCUGAACAUCAUUACACUGACAAACAGCUAUGAGCAAGUGCGAUCAAAACUGUACAAAAUAACAAAAAGAAUACAUAAUUCACUAUGAAAUGAUAAUGCAUGUUGUUGAAACGAUUGCUAACAGGUAUAUUUGACCGUUCACAAACCUAUCAUAGACAUGUGCUGUUUUUGUAUGAUCACCGCGCGAAGGAAAUUGGGGAUAAGAAGGUUGCGUUUCCUUAAGAAUCGAGUCAUUGGAGCAUGCAAUAGUUGUCAUUCCAGUACCCAUGGGGCGUCGCACAUUUAACAGUAUGGGCGUCCGCUGGGGUGUCAAUGCCAGCCUGCCCACACAAAAAUGACAAAUUGAGAAAAUGAAAGUCAGAGAGCAAGAAGUUUGGGAAAUAGGGGGCCUAAUGCGCAAAUACAAUCUUUAAGACGAUAAAUCUUGCCAUCUUGGUACUGAAGUAUCAAGCACCAAAAAAGUAUAUAGAAAAGUUAUGCCAAAUGCCCCACUUUGCCAUAUUAUCACUAGUGCAAGAUAUCCACGGCAGCAGUGGCAGCUAUGAUGGUCAGUGCAAUGUUCGAUCCAACACUUCAUGCCUUCCGGUAAGAGCUUUGCCCCCCCCCCCC